Molecule: messenger RNA, 4279 nt
Organism: Oncorhynchus nerka (sockeye salmon)
Lineage: Eukaryota; Metazoa; Chordata; Actinopteri; Salmoniformes; Salmonidae
Product: rap guanine nucleotide exchange factor 5-like
Exons: 25
Coding region: 213-2897 (894 amino acids)
Biological process (GO): Ras protein signal transduction; positive regulation of GTPase activity
Cellular component (GO): plasma membrane
Molecular function (GO): guanyl-nucleotide exchange factor activity
Source: RefSeq, a predicted model, not a curated record
GGAGGAGGACGUGGGUUGAGAAGCGUCGCGUGCUGCUGCGGCUAUAGGUCAUUAAGGCGCGCGGUUUGUUCGUUGCUGAACAGACGCAGAUCGGUGUGUGAAUGAGAGUUCUAGGCGGAGAGAGAGAGAGACGACAAUGAUCCGUAACUGGUGUGUCUGCGUGUGAGAGGAGAGAAGAGGAGCGGGAGUUGGAGAGACAGCGAGAGACAGACAUGGAGGACUCGGAGCCUGGUGGGGAAGACGGUAUGGUCAGCGGCUGGCGGUGGAAUAACCGGAACACCGGAGCUCGAGACCAGGUUCAGCUCAGGCAGAAGAUCCGGGAUUUACCAGGACUGUUGAAACAUGGACUGCACCUACGGAAGAAAAGCCAGUCACCUGAUACCAUCCCAGGACCCAGCACAAGCCCUACUGUUCACAAGUCCUGCUCCCAGAGUUUCCCCUGUGCAGGGCGUGCGGUGAGAAAUGCUUUCCUAUCUAAUGGGCCCUACCCUGCUAAAGACAAGAUUCACCUCGCCAGGAUCAUAAGGCGUAGCUACGUGGGUGUAGACCUGGUUCAGUGGCUGUGUGAGCAGUGUGUGUACGUGCGCUGUCGGAGCAUGGCCGUGCGUGUCUGGCAGGUCUUACUGGAGCUGGGCAUCCUGCUGUCUGUGGACCAGCGCGUGGUGUUUGGGGACUCUAACUCCUACUACCAGUUCAGCUUUGAGGAGUGUGAGUCUGCAGCCUGCGAGUUCUGCGGCCUGGAGAAGGAGGCGUGGCCAGAGGCUGUUAGGCUCCUCCUACAGCUUGUCCCCUACGUCCAGUUCAGAACUGGGUAUGAGGAGGACUCAGAGGGAAACAGAGAUGUCUGUGGGGACAGCUUUCUCCAGAUGAAAGCAUUAGAUAGGCUCACCUCCACGGUGCAGAAUGAGUUGGCUGUUGCUCUCGCCCGCAAGGCUCGCAAAGCCAUGGCAGAGCAGGGUGGCCCAGAGUCACCAGACGCCAUCCCCCGGGAGACACCCACACCCAGCGAUGAGAACACCACGCCCCCCUCCUUACAGCUGGGGGGGGGGUGUUCGCUCCGCGGCAACGUGGGAAGUGUGUGUGUGCGGCCGGAUGGUGUGUGUGGCCGUGAGGAGCUGACCAGACUAGAGCUGGUCCAGAGACUGGCUAAGGACGGCUGCAGACUGCUGCAGAACCAGAACUAUAGAGUACCAGACCACCGCAACCCCACCGGAGAGGUGGUAGGGAGGGUGUGUCUUAAGGAAAGGGGGCGGGAUGUCCUUGUGCUACAGAGAGUGCCAUCAUCAGUGACAUCAUCACCUAAUCCCGCCUCAUCGCCAUCAGGGGGAGGAUCAAGAGAAGAAGAUGGGGAGAAGAGGUAUGUGGUGGUAUCUGGAACACCACUGAAGAUUCUAGAACACCUGCUGAGUGACCUACGACUGGACGACCAGAGAGGAACGCCAGAGAGCAAAGAGUCUGAGAUGCUGCUGGAUGACUUCCUGUUGACGUACCUGGUGUUCAUGACGACCAACGACCUCUGUCAGGCCCUGCUCGGACACUACAGCAGUAAGCGUGUGCGUCAGGAGGAAGGGAAGGAGGCCCUCUAUAGGAAGAGGAAGGUAUUACACCUGGUCUCUCACUGGACACGCCUAUAUAAGGACUUCCUACGAGAGGACGAACACAUCAAGACAUUCAUGAAGACUCUCUCUAGGUGUGUGUUAGAGGAUCUUUAUGAGUUUCCAUCUCUGGGGAAAGACAUGAAGGAGUUCCAGAAGCUUCUACGACGCAGACACACUGUGGAUGAAUGUCCUCCACAGCAAAAGAGUAAACCUAUGUUCCAGCAGCUCAGUUUGAAAGAGAACAGUCUACCGCUCCGUUCCCCUCAGGUUGACACCAAGGAGGUGUUGUGUCGUGUGUAUGUGAGUGCUGACUCCUACCUGUGUGUUUACACACACUCUUUGCUGAGCGUCGCAGAGCUGCUGAGGAUUGUGGGUCAGAAGAUGGACCGACCAGAAGAGGACAUGGUGCUGGUCACACACACGCACACUGGAGAGAGGAGGGUGUUACAGGCUGGUCAGUGUGUGUAUUCUGAGACUCUGACGCCACAGAGCAAACUGAUGGUCUGUCAGAGGGACCUCACACAUAUUAUGGCCCCUCUAACAGACAGUGAGCUGAGUAGGAGAACAGUGAGGUUGCUGGGUAUCAACACCUGGGAUAUGGCUGCUGCUCUCACACAACUGGACUGGAACCUCUUCAACUACAUACACGAGCAGGAGUUGGUGUAUUCCACAAUGAGCUGUAGUACCGGAGGCAGCCACCGGGAGGGGCUGUCUGUAUUACUGCAACGCUGUAACGAGGUCCAGCAGUGGGUCAUGUCUGAGGUCCUGAUGUGUGUGUCGCUCAACAAACGAGUCCAGCUGCUCAAGAAGUUCAUCAAGAUCGCAGCGCACUGUAAGGCCCAGAGGAACCUGAACUCAGCAUUUGCCAUCAUCAUGGGACUAAACACUGCAGCAGUCAGUAGACUCAAUAUAACCUGGGAGAAGGUUCCGGGGAAAUUCAAGAAGAUUUUCUCCGAACUGGAGUUGAUCACAGACCCGUCUCUGAACCAUAAAGCCUACAGAGAUGCCUUCAAGAAGAUGAAGCCUCCUAAGAUCCCUUUCAUGCCCCUGCUGUUGAAAGACAUCACCUUCAUCCACGAGGGAAACAAAACCUUUCAGGACAACCUGGUGAACUUCCAGAAACUGCACAUGAUCGCCGACAUAGUGCGUCUGAUUCGCCACUGCCAAAGCGACCAACUGGGUAACGAGGUGGUGGGCAGCGACAAUCCUGAGGUCAGGGCGAGUGUUCACCACUUACACAUCAUCGACAAUCAACAGACACUCUUUCAACUGUCACACAAACUGGAACCACGCGCCUGAACACACACACUCCCAGAGGAACUUUUGACCUCCACAGAACCACAGAAAAUACACUUCCUGUAUCAAAGGUGCCAUGCGAGCCACUGUCUCUCAGCCAAUCACAGUUCAACAUCCUGAAAUAGCCAGGCAACCACACUUCAGAAGACUGAUUCAGCCAGCCAACCACAGAGCUGCACACUGAGGUGGCGUUCAGACUGAAAAUGAAUAUCUGGCAAAACCUAAAUUCAGAUAGUUUUUCUAUGAGGGUCAAACGUUGACAGAUGAGAAAGCCUUUGAAGAGGACAGGCAGCCAUUCGUUAUUGUUCUGUGGUGAAUACAGUCGUUAAGCUACUCUCCAGUUACUGAGACUGCGUGUUCUGUUUCUGCUCUGAAAUGAACCGUCAGUUUCACUGUAUUGAGGAUCGUCGGUAGAGGAAGCGGUCAUGUGACUGCAGAUAUUAAUGGAUGGUAUAAAUGUACAGUGUGUAUAUAUGGACAGAGUAGACAUACAGUAGAUGUGUACUGUGUGUGUUCAGGCCACAUGGUGAGCCUCUGGAUGUUGCAAAAUGCCCAGAUGGGAAAGAGAUGCCAUAUUCGGUUAUACAGACGCACGGCUUUUCACAUGUCUCCAUAGUAACAACAACAGCCUGGUCCUGCCAUACCAUAAAAGGUCAUAACAUUACACAUUGUUAUUAGAUGUUAUAACAUGGUAUUAUAGAGAGUUAUUAUAUUGUUGUUACACUUUUACUGACUGAAGAGAUUGUUCUGUUAUUUCAAUGCCUGUUACACACAGAUUUCACUAAGCAACGUGGCCUGGGUUCAAUCCCAGCCAAUGCCUGUUACACACAGAUUUCACUAAGCAACGUGGCCUGGGUUCAAUCCCAGCCAAUGCCUGUUACACACAGAUUUCACUAAGCAACGUGGCCUGGGUUCAAUCCCAGCCAAUGCCUGUUACACACAGAUUUCACUAAGCAACGUGGCCUGGGUUCAAUCCCAGCCAAUGCCUGUUACACACAGAUUUCACUAAGCAACGUGGCCUGGGUUCAAUCCCAGCCAAUGCAUUUUACACUGAUCUAGAACAUUACCCCGUUAAGGCUUGGCGCAGUCACACUGACUGAUCUAGAACAUUACUCUGUUAAGGCUUGGCGUAGUCACACUGACUGAUCUAGAACAUUACUCUGUUAAGGCUUGGCGUAGUCACACUGACUGAUCUAGAACAUUACUCUGUUAAGGCUUGGCGUAGUCACACUGACUGAUCUAGAACAUUACUCUGUUAAGGCUUGGCGUGAGUCACACUGACUGAUCUAGAACAUUACUCUGUUAAGGCUUGGCGUAGUCACACUGACUGAUCUAGAACAUUACUCUGUUAAGGCUUGGCGUAGUCACACUGACUGAUCUAGAAC